AUGGUGUUGGAACUAAAUGCCUCUGAUGACAGAGGUAUAGACGUUGUUCGUAACAGAAUCAAGGAUUUUGCAAGCACAAUGCAGAUCUUCAGCCGUGGUUUCAAGCUUAUUAUAUUGGAUGAAGCAGAUGCCAUGACAGCAGUGGCCCAAAACUCGUUGCGCCGAAUCAUCGAGAGAUACACAAAGAACACUCGAUUUUGUAUUUUGGCUAAUUACUCACAUAAAUUGAACCCAGCGUUACUUUCGAGAUGCACGCGAUUCCGGUUCAACCCCAUCUCUGAAGAGGCCAUUCGAGAUCGCGUGCAGAAUGUGAUCCAGCAAGAGAAGUUGAAUAUUACACCAGAAGCCGAGCUGGCUCUUCUUUCGUUAUCCAAAGGAGAUAUGAGAAGGGCACUCAACGUGUUACAAGCUUGCAAAGCUGCGUUAGAAAACCCAGAAGAUCAAGUUGACAUCGACAUGAUCUACGAGUGUAUUGGUGCGCCACAUCCUCAAGACAUCGAAGCUGUUUUGGAUCUGGUAUUGAAGGAUGACUGGACGACAUGCAUCUUGACAUUUGACCGCUACAAGAAAUCGAAGGGAUUGGCUUUAGUGGACCUUGUUCUGGGGUUCGUGGAGAUCUUGUCUAAAUACGAUUUGAAACCUGCUACCAGAGUCAAGAUAUUGAAAGGCUUGUCAGACAUCGAGUACGGUAUCUCAAAAGGUGGAAACGACAAGAUCCAAACGAGCGCUGUAGUGGCUGUCAUCAAGUCUGCGAUGGAAAGCCAGGCCUAA
Messenger RNA from Clavispora lusitaniae ATCC 42720, 771 nucleotides. RefSeq names its product replication factor C subunit 3 (gene RFC3). Gene Ontology annotation, molecular function: DNA clamp loader activity; ATP hydrolysis activity; ATP binding. NCBI's taxonomy places the organism in Eukaryota, Fungi, Ascomycota, Pichiomycetes, Serinales, Metschnikowiaceae. Gene Ontology annotation, cellular component: Ctf18 RFC-like complex; Rad17 RFC-like complex; nucleus. The record is from RefSeq and is a predicted model, not a curated record. Gene Ontology annotation, biological process: DNA-templated DNA replication; DNA repair.